AAGCAAGAAGAACUUAUCACAUAUGGAGCUUUCAGAUGAAGAAGGAACAUUGAGAAUUCCAGUUGCUGCAAGUUUGAAGAUUGAAGAAGAAGAAGAAGGAAGUAGAAUUUUUUUUCUGACAUGGCAGGCGUACAAAAGGAAGAAGGGAACUGGUUGAUUCAGGCUGCUGCAAGGAUGAUGUUCAGUAAAGAUGAAGAAAAUGUUGUUUGAAUUUGAAGUAUAAUAAUCUAAGAAUGAAGAAAUAAGUAAUUAUAACUCUUGGAGCAUGUAGACGAAGAAGAAAAUGGAUGACAUAGUUGGAGUACGAAGCAAAGAAUGGAAUUGAUUGAAUAACAUUGCUACAGAAGGAAUAUGUUGAUUAUGACGAAGAUGUUGCUGCGGAAAAUUAUAGAGGAUAUGAAGCUAAUGAAGAAACAGAUUGAACUAAGGACACACUGCAAGAGAUAUAGCUUGCUAUCUCGGCGUACCAAGUGCUGUAAAUACUAAAUGGCGCUGAAGAGGCGGCAGAUAACGGCGAGUACUAGCGAGUGGCGACAGUCGCCAGCAUGAGGCCGCAGCUGAUGGUGUUGGCUGCACUGUGCUGUGGGUCUACCCUCGGCAUCACACAACCUCUGGAUGGCGAAUGGCGCCUGAACAACCCCGGCAGGGCCAUACACCUGCCCGCCAGGGUGCCGGGGGGCGUGUAUUCCGACCUGCAGAGUGGUGGGCUGCUCAACGACACUCUUUACAGGUUCAACGAUGAGGAGUACCGUUGGGUCGCAUAUGAGAACUGGACCUACACCACGACUUUCAACGUGUCGCAGAACAUGCUACAGAAGAGGCAUUUGGUGAUCGUGUUUCACGGCGUGGACACUGUAGCAGACAUCCUUCUCAACGACCAGAUGUUGGGAUCUACCGAUAACAUGUUUGUCAGGUACCAGUUCCCAGUGAAGAACUUGCUGAGAGCCUCUGGCAACGUGCUCAAGGUGGAGCUGGCCUCUCCCACCGUGUCGGCGGCAGCCAGGUACCGCGAGCAGGCGCGCCGUUACGUGGUGCCACCGCCCUGCGUCGAUGAGGCGUACCAUGGCGAGUGCCACGUCAACUUCCUGCGCAAGAUGCAGGCCUCCUUCGCCUGGGACUGGGGCCCGGCCUUCCCCUCCGUCGGCGUCUGGAGGAGCGUCGAGCUGCUCUCGUACGACGGCGCCAACUUGCGUGAUGUGACCGUGAGGUAUACUGAAGUAAACAAAAACAUAUCCAUGGAUUUCGACUACUUGCUAGAAACUGGAACAGGCGAAGGUCAAAUCGAAGGAAAGCUUGUGGCAUCUUUAGUGUACAAUGAUACUACUGUGUUCACCUCAGAGAGAAAUCAUACCAUUAAACUCAACAGUAACGAAACGGAACACCACGCCAGCCACCAUUUAUCAUUCCAAGACGACAUAGAGCUGUGGUAUCCUAAUGGUCUCGGCAAACAGAAGAUGUACAACAUGAGCUUCCAGUUCAUCAGUAACAAUGGAACUGAAAAGAUCCAGAUACAUACCCGCUACGGCUUCGUGACGCACAAGCUGAUAGAAGAGCCAGUGGAUGAGAAGGACGUCACCAAGGGGACGACCUUCCACAUCCGCACGAACGGGCUGGACUACUUCCACAAGGGAGUGAACUGGAUCCCGGCCAACAUCCUGCCGGAGCGAGCCUCCGACGAGAAGACCCUCCGGUCGCUUCUGCAGGCCGUGAGGGACGCCCACAUGAACAUAGUGCGGGUGUGGGGCGGCGGUCUGUACGAGUCGGACCUCUUCUACGAUCUGGCAGACGAGUACGGCAUCACGGUGUGGCAGGACUUCAUGUUCGCGUGCUCCAUGUACCCUGUGGGGGCGGAGUUCCUGGCCAGCGUGCGGGCAGAGGUCUCCCAGCAGGUCCGGCGCCUGCAGAGUCACCCCAGUGUCGCAGUGUGGGCGGGCAACAACGAGAACGAGGGCGCCCUCAGGGACAACUGGUACGGCACAGGCAGCGACUUCCAGCUCUACAAGAAGGACUACGUCACUCUCUACGUGGACACCAUCAUGAAGUCCGUCCAGGCCACCGACGGCACCAGGGACUUUGUCGUCUCCAGUCCUUCCAACGGCUGGAAGACCGUGAAGGAAGGCUACGUGGCGGAGAACCCCGGUGACGUGCUGUAUGGGGACAUUCACUACUACAACUACGACAUCAAUGGCUGGGACAGCACUCGGUACUCCGUGCCGAGAUUCUCGUCGGAGUACGGCUUCCAGUCCUAUCCGUCCCUGGGCUCCCUCCAGGAGGUGGCAGAGCCCUCCGACCUGGUGUUCUCCAGCAAGUUCGUCUCCCACAGGCAGCACCACCCCUCGGGCAACGACGAGAUAGUGCAGCAGGUGCAGAGGAACAUGCCCUUCACCCUGAACGAGUCCUCGGUCGAGAACUUUGCGUCCCUGAUCUUCCUGAGUCAGAUCAACCAGGCGAUGUCCAUAAAGACGGAGACAGAGCACUACCGCAGGUCGCAGUCGCUGCUGACCGCGGCGGGCCAGGGCCGCACCAUGGGCGCCAUGUACUGGCAGCUGAACGACGUGUGGCAGGCGCCCUCCUGGUCCUCCAUCGAGUUCGACGGCCGCUGGAAGAUGCUGCACUACUACGCCAAGAACUUCUUCGCACCGGUGCUGUUGUCACCCUAUGUCACGUCCGAUGGAAGUUUCGAGGUCGCCGCCAUAUCCGAUAUCGACUACAACGAAACUGUUCGCCUGAACUUCGACAUCAUGGUGAUGACAUAUGACAGCUUUACUCCACUCUACACAGAACAAGCUGCUACUAGACUGGUACUCAAUAAACCUGUCAUCUCGAUAUCGAAGAACAUGAAUAACUUUCUAUCUACAGCAGGGUGUGGAUCCGAACCAACAGCCAAGUGUUUCAUAUACAUCCGACCAGCAGCUUUUACUGACAUCAUAGAGGAGGUGCCCGACAACUUCCUGUUCCUGGGACGCGUGCCGGGCGCCCGGAGGUCGGGCCUGGCGGUGAGCGAGGUCGCGGGCCCCAACAGGACGGCCAGCGGCGAGGACCGCUUCUCGCUGCUGCUGACGUGCGACGCGCCGGCGCUGUGGGUGUGGCUGGAGGCGGCCCGCCACCUGCCCCCGGGCCGCUUUUCCGACAACGGCUUCCAGCUGGUGGUGCGUCGAAGGCGCCUCACCUACACCACCGCCCCUGGAGCGGUGACGACGGAGCAGCUGCGAGCCGCCCUGUCGGUCACCUCGCUCGGCGACCAGCUGGCUGCUUCAUCUGGCCAUUCCCAUUCACUGCCGGCAGACGUGUAUACUGUGUAGCUGAAACAUCUACAAAAAUAAAAAUAAAUAAGCAGCA
This is a messenger RNA of Bacillus rossius redtenbacheri, 3339 nucleotides long. RefSeq names its product beta-mannosidase-like. Bases 546 to 3302 code for a protein of 918 amino acids. Gene Ontology annotation, biological process: carbohydrate metabolic process; glycoprotein catabolic process. The transcript is spliced from 7 exons. The record is from RefSeq and is a predicted model, not a curated record. Gene Ontology annotation, molecular function: beta-mannosidase activity. NCBI's taxonomy places the organism in Eukaryota, Metazoa, Arthropoda, Insecta, Phasmatodea, Bacillidae.